UAACCAGACGGUGCCAAUUCUCUUCCUAUUAGACAUUCUCUGAUAGGCUAUGUUAGGUGUUUUCUGUUCUAUGGCCAUAAGCCUCUAAUUAGGCUAAUAAGCUGGGCUUUGUUGUACAAGACCAAACUACGACGAACAAUUUGUGAUAGUCUAGCCUGAAAACAGUUGAACCGAAUUUUUGAAAGGCUUGGGCAUUUUUAGUCGUGCGUCACGAAUGGAGUUGGUCUGGUUAAUCUUAUUCCGUGUAUUAGUAAAUAAGCGGCCUAUUUGCAAGCUGUUAAAUUGGUGGUCUGUGUAAGGGUACGGGUUAGGCAGAUGCUGCGCUCAAAAAAGAGCUAGGAAGGAUAGGCCUGCGUAAAUGCUCUGCGAUUGUAUUUAUUUAGAAACCUCUACAGAAACCGACUUUCUUAUUAAGUUAGGCCUAAUAAGCAGUCUCUUUGAUGCAAACACAUAAACGGUGAUUUGUUGUCAGAAUCAUUAGAAGUGUGCAAGGUAGGCUAUGAAUGAAAUUUGAUGUCACGAAUUAAGAUCUGCCCUCGAGAGCUGAAGUUCUCGAUAUCAACAGGACAGGACUGUUGGCGAAAAGUCCUUGCACUCUAGGCUUGGAUAGGGAGACAAAGGCUCAGUCGUUGAUUGGUUGGUCUCUCCACGUCCGCAGUCACCUCGUAGCGCAAGCAGCCAAGCCUUCCAUUCACAUGUAAAUGGGGCCUCAUAAAUGCCUUCUACAAUUGCCCACUUUGCACAGUAUAUGUAGUGCUUGUUAGCGCGCAGUGUGUGGAUCUUUGUCUCUAACGGGGCUCGCCUACCAUCUGCCAUCUGCACCAUUCAAGAUCGUAACGGUAGUCUGCAUUCUGUUCUCGACUCCAUUCCACUGUACGGGAUAGCAACAUGGCCCCUACCUCUAAAUCGGAACUCAGUCGGAGUGAAGACGAAUAUUACGGCAUUAAAGGAGAUCGAAAGACGAGAAAGCCAUUGGUGGAGAAAAAGAGAAGGGCACGCAUCAAUGAAAGUUUGCAAGAGCUCAGAACACUGCUGGCAGACGUAGAUGCACCAUCAAAAAUGGAGAAUGCUGAGGUUUUAGAGAUGACUGUUAAACGUGUGGAGACCAUUCUUCAAAAUCGUGCGAAAGAGACGGAGAAUGUUAACCGGGAGGCAAGUGAAAGGUUUGCAGCUGGGUACAUUCAGUGCAUGCACGAAGUCCACACUUUCGUGUCCAACUGCCCAGGGAUCGACGCCACGAUAGCAGCAGACCUCUUAAACCAUCUUUUAGAAUGCAUGCCUUUGAAUGAUGAGGAUUGUUUCCAAGAUCUUCUGUCGGAUUUGAUGUCAGACUCACCGAACAGCACUUCAAGUGAAGCAAUGCUGUCACCUGGGGGAAGAAGUGGUUCCAGUGGAAGCACCUCUGCCCUCUCACCGUCUCCCUCUACUACCUCCGAUGACCUCAGCUCCGACCUGGAUGAGACGGACAGUGAGCAGAGUCACAUCUCUACAGAUGUGGAACACCAAGACACCCCUAGCACUGCAACCAUGUAUUAUUCUAAGUCCAUGUGGAGGCCUUGGUAGCCAAAGUGUGACGACUUUAAUUGUCUUAGAGAAAGAGAUCAUUAAUUUAUGAAAUGGAAUAUAAUAAAUUAGCCUAGGCAGUUAAAGGCAUUAGGCCAUAUUUGAACACGUUCACUACUAAUUUGCCUAGUGGGUUCUUAAAAGCUCUUUUCUUCCAUGUGAAAACUUUGUAUGCAUUCGAAUAAUCGUUUGUAUUUAAUGUUUUACCUAGCCUAUGUAUUAGCAUUUGUUUGGUCUUUUUGUAUGAUUGCUGCGCACAGAUGUAAAUAUUUAAUUGUGAGGCUUUCCUAAGUAGGCAGUGGGAAAUAGUAAGUGGACCGGGCUACUACAUUACAACUGUUUUAUCACAUUGUAUCAAUUAAGUGCUUGCUCGCCCAUGACCACAUAAAGAUAACUUAAUUUCCCUGACAAGAGAUUCAAUUUUGACUUUCAUUAAAUGCAUUUCC
Molecule: messenger RNA, 2009 nt
Organism: Alosa sapidissima (American shad)
Lineage: Eukaryota; Metazoa; Chordata; Actinopteri; Clupeiformes; Clupeidae
Gene: hes6
Product: hes family bHLH transcription factor 6
Exons: 4
Coding region: 889-1563 (224 amino acids)
Biological process (GO): regulation of neurogenesis; anterior/posterior pattern specification; regulation of transcription by RNA polymerase II
Cellular component (GO): nucleus
Molecular function (GO): DNA-binding transcription factor activity, RNA polymerase II-specific; protein dimerization activity; RNA polymerase II cis-regulatory region sequence-specific DNA binding
Source: RefSeq, a predicted model, not a curated record